AUGACACCUUUUCACAACCAAGUGACUUAUCCAACUGGGACUCAACCAUUUGGAGUAACAGUUGCCGACUUUAAUCUUGAUAAUAAGGUUAACAUUGCCGUCGCAAACUACGGAGACAGCGUCAUUAGUGUUCACUUCAACGCAGGUAAUGGUACUUUUCGUAGUCAAGUUAUUUACGAAACUGGCAGACAGCCUGUCCACGUAACAGUAUCUGAUUUGAAUGGAGACUCUAUACCUGAUAUUAUUGUUGCUAACUCUGGUUCAAAUAACAUCGAUAUCCUCUUACAUCGCUAA
Molecule: messenger RNA, 294 nt
Organism: Adineta ricciae
Lineage: Eukaryota; Metazoa; Rotifera; Eurotatoria; Adinetida; Adinetidae
Source: the annotation of a GenBank genome assembly